CAUGGACAGCGACUUCAUUAAAGAAAGAAGAUUUGCAGAUGAGAUGCACAUGUUGAAAUUUUCACUCAGAUAAAGGACAUCUCAAAUGAACCUGCCAUAUAGUUCGAUGACACUAGAUUGAAGAAAUGGAAAGGCCAAUGCUGGUGGGAGCAGUGAACUGCACAGCUAUUCUGGAGUUCACCCUGGAGGGCUUCCCUGUAGUCCAGCACCUGGGGAAGGUCCUCUUCCUGCUGCACCUGCUGGCCUACCUGGCCUCUGUCAUGGGAAACUCACUCAUCAUCACAAUCACCUGGGCUGACCAGCGCCUCCACACACCUAUGUACUUCUUCCUCAGCACUUUCUCCUUCUGUGAAUGCAGUUUCAUCACCACGGUUAUUCCUAAACUCCUGACCAUCUUUCUGUCAAGAAAGCACACAAUUUCCUUUGCUGCAUGCUUCACACAAGCAUUUGCUUUUCUUUUCCUGGGUGCAACUAUUUUUUUCUUGAUGGCUGUACUGUCCCUGGAUCAGUACCUGGCCAUCUGCAAACCUCUGCACUACCCUACCAUCAUGAACCCAAGGACAUGUGUCCUACUGGUCACUGCCUGCUUCUCUUUGGGAUUUCUACUCAUGGCAGGUCCGAUAAUCAUGCUGUCCCAGUUGUCCUUCUGUGGCUCCAAUGUCAUCCCUCACUUCUUCUGUGAUUUUGGACACUUGGCAAAACUCUCAUUUUCUAAAAACAGAUCUAUUGAAACAUUAUUCUUCAACCUUGUCUUUUUUCUCCUUUUUACAUCCUUCCUUAUGACCGUCAUCGCCUACAGCAACAUACUAGUCACAAUUGUGCGCCUCCCAUCAGCCAAGGAGAGGCAGAAAGCCUUCUCCACCUGCUCCUCUCACCUCGCUGUCCUCUCUCUGAUGUACGGCAGCUGUGUCUUCAUCUAUGUGAAACCAAAGCAAACAAGCAGGCUGGACUCCAACCGAGAGGCUGCUCUAGUAAACACAGUGGUGACCCCGCUGCUGAACCCUGUCAUCUACACCCUGCGGAACAAGCAGGUGCACCGGGCACUGAGGGACGCUCUGUCCAGGGUGAAGUUGCAGAAAUAGAAUCACAACAUUUUAUUGGUGGCGUGUACUUUCCCUUCUACCGAAUCCAACUUUUUUUUUUCUAUUUCUAGAGUCUUUGAAAUGAACGUUUGAAAUUAACUUUGAAAUGAACGUCAAUUUUUUUCAGUUCUGUUUGUUUAUCCUUAGAAUAGCGGUUAAUGUAUCCAACAACCCAAUCUAAGAGCUCCAAUAGUUUUCUUCAUAUAAUGAUGAGAAUACCUUCCUGAAUUUUUUAUCACUUCAAAAUUAAUAAAAUUCAACAUAUUAAUGGAAAAUCUAAUAUACACAUAUUUGUUUGAUAUGUUGAAUUCCAAAACCAAAAGUCUCAUGGUUCCACUAUAUAUUUGUGAGUGUAUGGACUAGGGGACAUUCCUGCAC
Molecule: messenger RNA, 1460 nt
Organism: Chinchilla lanigera (long-tailed chinchilla)
Lineage: Eukaryota; Metazoa; Chordata; Mammalia; Rodentia; Chinchillidae
Product: olfactory receptor 6C74-like
Exons: 2
Coding region: 126-1082 (318 amino acids)
Biological process (GO): G protein-coupled receptor signaling pathway
Cellular component (GO): membrane
Molecular function (GO): olfactory receptor activity; G protein-coupled receptor activity
Source: RefSeq, a predicted model, not a curated record